ACAUUGCCUGGUUUUAGUUGGCGCCCCAAUCAGUAUUUUCCCAAACGUGGAGCCUACAACAUGACGAACUGUACAUUGACUUUGGUGGUCUUCUGCUUGGCCAGCAGCUGCCUGGCUGCUCCUGCCACCCAGGAGAGGAUUGAGACCGAUCCGGAGCUGACAGCUGGCUACAUUGAGGGUGAUAUGGUACCCAGUCCACUGGGAAGAAAUGGACUGCUUAAUGAGACCUACAGGUGGCCCGAUCGCACGGUUUACUAUUACAUAAAUCCGGAUAUUGAUACCGAACAUCGCAAUCACAUUAUCCGCGGCAUUCGCAUCAUCGAACGUGACUCUUGUCUGGUCUUCAAGGAGGCCACCACGGACCAGACAUACUAUAUUAAUGUCACCUCGGAGGCUGGUGGCUGCUACUCGUAUGUGGGUCAUCUCAACAGGGUCCAGCAAUUGAAUUUGCAGAACUAUGCCUUGGACUCUGGCUGCUUCCGGCUGGGCACAAUUGUUCAUGAGUUCCUCCAUGCCAUGGGCUUCUAUCAUCAGCAGAGCACAUGGAAUCGCGAUGACUAUGUCCGCAUUGCCGAGGAGAAUAUUACGGAGGGAACGCAGAACAAUUUCAACAAGUACGAUAAUGAGACAGUUACGGAUUACGGAGAGCCCUAUGACUACGGCAGUGUCCUGCACUACACGGCAUAUGCGUUCUCCAAGAAUGGAGAGAUGACCAUUGUGCCGCUCCAAGAGGGAGCCGAGGAGGUCAUGGGUCAGCGCCUGCAGAUGAGUCAGUCGGAUAUUAACAAGCUGAAUAUUAUGUACAAGUGCCCCAGGCAGGUGUAAUUUAAAGGGGAUAUUAAAUAUUUUGCCAUUAGAUCGAGAUUGGAUUUGAGUUCCAUCUUAAUAAAAAUUCAGUAGGAUUUUUAGAAA
Molecule: messenger RNA, 912 nt
Organism: Drosophila kikkawai
Lineage: Eukaryota; Metazoa; Arthropoda; Insecta; Diptera; Drosophilidae
Product: seminal metalloprotease 1
Biological process (GO): proteolysis
Molecular function (GO): zinc ion binding; metalloendopeptidase activity
Source: RefSeq, a predicted model, not a curated record